Molecule: messenger RNA, 1713 nt
Organism: Chondrus crispus (carragheen)
Lineage: Eukaryota; Rhodophyta; Florideophyceae; Gigartinales; Gigartinaceae
Exons: 1
Coding region: 1-1713 (570 amino acids)
Source: RefSeq, a predicted model, not a curated record
AUGCUAGAAAACUUGAAAAUCGUCUUAACGGGCAAGAAAGAAAGGGGAGAGGAAACGGAAGUCAUAGAGCGUCAAGUGGAAGAGGCAGACGCACUUUUUCGAGAGGCAAUUCAUGAGUAUGAUGACGAGAAAAUAUUUGAUGUAGCUGGGCGGGUUGAACAGCUAACGCUGAGCCAUGAUCCCUUCUAUCUUGAGGGCGAGGAGGUCCGGAAAAACGAAUUUUUUGAAAAGAAACGCAAGGCAGGUGUUCGGCGAGCAACUUGGGCGAACAGCCCUUCUUCCCGAUUUGUUAGCUUGAUGAAAGGUGAUUUGGAAGGCAUUGAAGAGGUGACAGAAGAGGAACAACGAUCGUGCAUAUCUAAAUGCGCAUGGGGCUUCGCCAUUCUUGGAAUGGUAGUAGCAAUUAGCUUUCUCAUCGCUGAUUUCUGGUCAGCACAAGUCAGUCCAGCCAUAUCAACCAAUUUGGUUCGAAACGACGACUUGGUUCUACCAGUCAUCUACGCCUGUCUCUCACUUCCCAACAUUCCAAUUUUUGAGGACCUACCGAAUGAGCGCUACAAGGGAUCGUCUCUAUGGGGCUUGCGAAGCUACGAAAACUUGGAAAGUGGGGAAAAUAUGAUGUUUCCAGAUACGAAUUCAAUUGCAGAACCGUCCUUCCUCGGCAAUUUAGACCAUUGUCCUAAUGUUUCACGAAAGCUCUCUGCAGAGGCACUAAAGGAUGCUUUAGGAUUCGAACCAGAUCCAUCAAAAAGGUGUCACUCCUGUCUGAGAAUUGGUAGGAAGGUUCCGUUCCGGCUGAAUCGGGAAGCGGCAUCGGUACGCCCAAGAGGUGCCAUCACUCUGGAGUUUGCCUCAUCGAGACUUCUUGAAUUGUGUUUUAAUCCCAGUCAGGGAAGCAAUGAAGUCGUCAAGAACGGACUACGAGACGUCUUGAAGGCGCAAGGCGAAGAUCUGGAGAAGAAGAAGAUUGUGGAAAUAAUCGCUGCGCCCUCGUUGAGUUUCGCCCUCAAUUAUGGAUUUGAUGAUUUCAAAAACGGAAACACUGAACUCCGAAACGACGGACUUCAGAAGGAACUGUCAGUUCUAUGCAACUUGUAUUUCUUCUCAGGCCACUUCUUUCCUGUUGAAAGCGGAAAAGAAACAAAAUACAUCUACGAUUUGAAUGGCGGCGUGAAUUCUUGGAAGGAGGUCGGAAACACCUCUAACUUUUUCAGGUCUGUUAGUGACACCACACUCGUUUCUGACAUUGAUGUGAGCCGAGAGGCUAUUCUCAAAUCCAUGACACAAGAAAACCGGGAAGAAGCGUUUGUAAUUGCCGAUGCGGGCAUUGAAGUUUUUAAGGUGGACGACCCGUCACGUCCACCGGGAGCAUACAAGGAUUUUGUUCGCUCGUUGCGGCGAAACCACCGCGACACACUUUCCUUUACAAAGAAAAUUGAUAGUGGGGUCAGCACAUACGCAACGUCGUUUCACUACGGAGAACAGAAGAUCUUCAAAGCAGUCGGACUGCACCGGCGGUACAACAUCUCUCUAGAUUACAAAACGUUCGACACGGAAGUUAUUACGCGAAGACCGGCGACAUCGACGGCUGAGUUUUUGACGGAUGUGUUCGAAUACGUGGGGCUUUUCACAGGCAUAUGCGCGUACAGUGUUCUUGUGGGCCCUGCUCGAAUGUACCUCAAGCGGAAACCGACGCAACCGAAUGCACAGUAG